Loa loa (African eye worm) is the source of this 1378-nucleotide messenger RNA. RefSeq names its product MED7 protein. Gene Ontology annotation, biological process: regulation of transcription by RNA polymerase II. Gene Ontology annotation, molecular function: RNA polymerase II cis-regulatory region sequence-specific DNA binding; DNA-binding transcription factor activity. The transcript is spliced from 8 exons. The record is from RefSeq and is a predicted model, not a curated record. The coding region runs from base 127 to 1296 and encodes 389 amino acids. Lineage: Eukaryota; Metazoa; Nematoda; Chromadorea; Rhabditida; Onchocercidae.
UUGCAGGGGCGUAUAUACGUUUGUAAAAGAUGUAAGAGAGAACUGAAUAGUGCGUACGGCAAUAUAGAGAAACUGUCUACUCAUAUAUGCAUUGGGAAGUGAUUCAAAAAACAUUAAUUCCAGACAAUGAUGCCUGAAUCGAGCAGACGAUAUGGAUCCAUUCACAUUCCAGCUCGAAAUUCUCGUCAUCCAUUGCUGUGCGCUGAAUGCCAUAAACGAUUUCAAACAAUACAAGAAUUAUAUUUACAUUUGGAAGUAUGCAUCAUUGAAUCAUUUGAAAAUGAAGCUGUCAAUGUAUUUUCAAGCAUGCCAUCAUUAACAGAAUCAACUACUGUUUUUUCCCUUACGACACAUGCUGGAAUUACGGCUAAGGGCGAUGAUCCUCCAAUCUUGAUACCGGAAACGAAUAAUUCAGCGAGCACUUCAAAAACAAAUCUUCCACUGUCAGCAAAUUGUAAAGCAGAAUGUUCACCGGUUAAAAAAGCAGAAGUAGCAGCAAUGACGGGAACGUCAAAAACAACACCUAUUUCAUUCAGUUCCACAUCAGGAUCGAAACAACAGUAUUGGUCAUCUUCCGAAAGGCCCCACAAAAUACCUUUUGAGCUGGAAAAUGCGCGAAUAUUAGAAAGUCCUGGCGGACUGAAGAUUUAUGUGUCGAUUGAAAAGCAAAGUGGGCAAGAAAGCGAUGAUGUCAUUAAUGGCAAUGAUAGCUAUAAUACACACGGUUCUAAUGCAACCAAUUGCAAAAGGAAAGUAAUUGGGGCACCAGCAAGUGCUAAUGAUGAUGAUAUUUAUCGGCCGAAAAUGGAAUGUCCAACAUGUGGUCUGGUACUUUAUAAGCAUAAUUUUGGUACCCAUUAUCGGAUACAUACUGGUGAAUUGCCUUUUGUUUGUACAUAUUGUCAAAAACGAUUCCGAACAACAUCUGCGUUAAAAGUUCACGUCAGAGCGCAUACCGGUGAAAAGCCUUAUUCAUGUCCAAAAUGUUCCUACUGCUGUAUCACUAAACGUAACCUUGAUCGUCAUAUUAUUAACAAUCAUGUUAGAGAAGGAGAAAGACGAGGACCACGAGAACGAAGAUCACGAUAUAGGAGGGAUGAGUACAGCGUUAUCAUUGAUGAUAUUGAAAUGAGUACUGCUGAGGAGAGUGAAAAAAUAGACCAUCAUUAUGUUAUCUCUCCGGCAGAGAUAGAAAGUAAGGUUGUGGUGGAAGGAAAGGCAAAUGAUGAAAUGGAAGGCAGUGAUGAUAAUAGGCAAUCAGUUGAUAUACCCAUUCUUCCUUUGCUUACUUUAUAGAUAUAUAAUCCCUGAAAUUGCUCAGUCAGAAGUUGAUAUGCUCAGUUUACACAUGCUUGUAUGUUUGCUUACACCAAUAAAG